Plasmodium yoelii is the source of this 4080-nucleotide messenger RNA. Its product is annotated as conserved Plasmodium protein, unknown function. NCBI's taxonomy places the organism in Eukaryota, Apicomplexa, Aconoidasida, Haemosporida, Plasmodiidae. The transcript has 8 exons. Gene Ontology annotation, biological process: protein dephosphorylation. The coding region runs from base 1 to 4080 and encodes 1359 amino acids. Gene Ontology annotation, molecular function: protein phosphatase regulator activity. The record is from RefSeq and is a predicted model, not a curated record.
AUGGCGAACCAAAUUAAUGGGAUUUUUUCAAAGUUGGCAGAUAUGACCAUAGGUCUGUUUAGAUUCCAAAUGGAUAACAUAAAUGAAGAAAUCGAUGAAAAUAUGAGCCCAUUAGAAAAAGCUAUGCUAUAUGGGAACAGUAAUUUAAAAUGUCGUAAAAUAUUAUUUAUAAAAGAUAUAAUAAAACUAUUAAAUAAUAUAGACUAUACAGAUUUUCAAAGAGAUAUAUAUCCAUUAAUAGUAAAACUAAGUGAUGAAAGUAGUGAAAUAAAAUAUGAAAUUUGUAAUAAAAUAGGGGAUUUGUGUGCAUAUAUAUUACAGAAUAAUAAUGAUGGUUGUAGUGAUGUAAUAAGUUUAUUAUUUCCAAUUGUUGAAAAAUUUAUAAUUAAUUAUGAAAAUAAUAAAAAUAUAUUAAGAUAUAUAUUAAAAUCGUUAUUAAUAUUAUCAACACAUGUUAAUAUAAAAACUCGAAAAAAACAAAUAUUUCCAUUUCUUAUAUAUCUAAUAUGUAAUGAUGCUUAUAAACAGAUCGGAUUUAUUCUGUUAAUUAAAAUGUGUUAUAUUUUUGAUAGAGAUAAUAUAGUUAUAUAUAAGGUAUUGAUUCCUUUUAUAGAAAAACAUUGUAUAAGUAAUAACAUUGAAUGUAAAAUAUUGAUAUCGUCUUAUUUUUUUAAUAUUUGUAAAAUGCUAGAUGAAAGUAAUUUUAUAAAAAACCAAAUUUUUAUUUUUAAUAAAUUAUGUAAUGAUGAAUAUGAUACAAUAAAAAUUAUUAACAUUUUUAAUUGUACUCAUUUAUCAUCUAUAUAUUCAAAAAAUUUGUUUUUUAAUUUUUUUCUUCCUAUAUUUAAUAAUUUUCUAAAAAAUAAUAAUCUCUAUGUUUUUUACUAUUCUUUAAUAAAUCUACUAUUAUUUUUAUGUAUAUUUGAAGAUAUCAAUAUAAUUCAUCCAUUUUACAUUCGAAAAAUAAUUUUUUUUUUCAACAAUUUGUUUUCUUCUCACCUUUUUACUCUGAAUUAUUUGAAUGAAAUGGCCAAGAAAAAGACAAACUACAUUUUUCUCGAUAAUACUGAUGGGGUAUAUGAUGACUCGAAUUCAGCCAAAAUUUGGAAUAAAGAUGAAAAAAGGGACGACACACCAUCAUAUCCAUUAAAUGAAACUGAUAUGGUUACUGAUUUUCAAAAUUCUAAAAGUGAAAAAAACAAUGAACACACUAUACAAAAUACCAUUUCGAAUGAAUUAAAAUAUUAUGAUAAUUAUUUAAACGAAGAUAUGUGUAAAGAAAAACAAAACAAUUUAGUUGAAAUUAGUGAAAAAGAUCCAACUAGACAGAUAUGUAAUGAUGAACAAAAUUUAACUACUGGUUGUAAUAUUAUAAGCCCUAUAAAUGGAAAGGGUUUGUGGGUAGAAGAUAACAAAAAUGCACACAAAAAUAGCCCAAUGCAAGAACUACCACAAAACAAAUCCGAUAAAAAUAUUAAUAAUGAAAGUGAUGAACGAGAUAAAUUGGGCAUUGGAAAUAUAUCAUGUGGGAUUGAAUCAACUGAAGAAUCAAAAAAUUGUAAUUUUUCCAGUGAAAGUGAAAUAUUAAAUAAGAGGAAAAUGGAAAAAGUUUUAUUUUCAUCAGAAAUUUCAGAAUUAGAAUGUUCAUCUGUCCAAUCAUUAUCAAAUGAAAUUAUAUAUGAUGAAAAUGUUUGUAUUUUUAUAAAUAAUAAAUUAAUAAACGAUUUAAUUAUUAAAAACCAUCAUUUUUGUUCUAAUAUAAGUCAAUUUUUCAAAACACAUGGUAAUGAUUAUUAUAAAAAUGGUAAUUGUGACAAAUAUUUUGGUCGAAAGAUAAUAAAUUUAAUGGAAAAAAAUAGUGAUGAUUUGAUUUUAGAAAAUAAAAUAAACGGAGAAACAAUUGAAAGUGAAGAAUUUGAAAAAGACAAAGAAAAUUAUUUUAUUAACUUAAAUGAGAAAGACAUAAAAUAUAUUGAUAAUAUAUUUAAUCAUGAUGAUAAUAUUGACAUAUUACAAAUUAAAGGGUGUUAUUAUAGUGAAUUAGAAAUAAUAAAAAAUGAUAUAAUAUAUGGAAAAAUGCUAUUAAGACAAAAAAGGAACAUGUACAAAAUUAACAAUAAUAAUAAGUGUGAUAGUAGUGAUAAUAUAACUUAUGAUAUAGAUUAUGAAGAUAUAUAUGCUAUUGAAGGUGUUGAUACAGAUUCUUUAAAAAAGUUAUUUUUAUUUGAUACCCCAAAUAAUGUAAUUGUUUCGUAUAAUAUAAAUGCAGUAUAUAUUAUUACUCUUCAUAUACCUGGAUUAAUUUUAAUAUUAAAAGAAUAUUUUUUCCGAUUUUUUUCACAUGUAUUUUUUUUCAUAUGCACAUAUCCAUAUUAUUUUGUAAGAAAAACAAUAGCAUCAUUGUUUUAUGAUAUCCUUAGUAAUUUGAUGGAAUCACCAUUUUUUAAAAUAAAUACAGAUAAACUGUAUGAGGACAGAAUAAAUAUGAAAAAGCAAAAAAAAAACUUAAAAAAAAAUAAAAAAAUUGAGGAAACAGCUAAAAAAAAAUUAAAGGAAGAAUGUUCAGAUGAUAUAAAAAAGAAAGAAAAUAAUUAUGAUGGUGAAGAUUCUACUGAGCAAUCUAAUUUAUAUACAUACAAAGAGAAUAAUAUAAAACAUCAGGAUAUAAAUCAUAUUUAUAAAAAGGAACCCCCGGAAAUAGUUCAAACAUUUAACAAUGAUUAUGCGACAUAUAAUAAUAUGAAGCGUAUACAAAAUAAUAGCUUUUUAACAAGUGACAAAAGUUGUGAAAAUACUGAAGAUUUUAUCAAUAGUUGUAUUAUGGAAAAACAUGAGGAUGUAUUAGAAAAAGAGGAAAAUAAAUUAUGUGAUGAUACCUUGGAUAUGAUAUAUUCUAAUAAUAGCAACACUAACGGUAGUCAUUAUAGCCUUGAUCAAGAUGAUACAAAAAAUAUUACAACAGAUACAAUAGACCAAAUCAAAGAGGAUAAAAAUGAUAUUCAAUUAAAAAGGGUGAAAAAGAAUGCACAAGGUUAUAGAAAAAAAUGGAGCUAUGAUAAGAUGAUAAAAAAAGUUCAAAAUAAAAUAAACAAUAAUUUGUAUGCAAAUGAUUUUUUUAUUAAUGAAGAAAAUGAGAAUUUUUUUUUUUAUAUAAAUUUUCUUGGCAAGUAUGAAAUGAUUUAUAUAAAAUAUAUUCAAAAGUUUAAGAAAUAUUAUUCUGAUAAUUCUCCGUUACAUUUUUUUCAUUUUUUUAUUUAUUACUUUUUAAAUGAUUCAAACGUAUUAGUCAAAAAGGCAAUUUUAAAAAAUUAUGAUAAAAUUAUAGAAUUUUUUCCUAAUAAUAUUCAAAAAAUUUUUAUAAAAUACUUGUCUGAUGUUGUAAAUUUCAAAACAUUGAAUUAUUCUUUACGCAAAAAAGUUUCAAAAAUAGUUUUUAAAAUUUUAUCCAAAAUUAAUGAUGCAAAGAUUGUUAGGAAUUGCCUUUUCCCCAUUUUUAUGCGGCUAUGCAAAGAUGAGGCUGCAAUAAUACGUACCUACACCUCGAAUUACUUUUAUUUAUUCAUAGAAAAGGGAUGCCCUCGCAUAUACAAUUUUUUUAAGAAUGGAGGUGAAAUAUUACCAUUGGAGGAUUACAAAAAGGAUAUAAUAUUAACAAAUUUAGAAAAUGAUGAAUUAAGGAGUUUCCACUUCAUAAGCGGAGAGGAAAUAUAUAUAUUAAAAACAGUUAUAACCACAUUUUACAAGAGCGACCGUUUUUAUGAUAGACAGGUUUUCAUAAAAAUAUGCGAUGGCAUAAUUAAUGAAUGUCCAAAGAAUUUGUUUUUACUAUAUUUUUUGAAACCCUUUCUGAACUUGUCUGAUGAUAAAGUUCACGUUGUGCGAAUGACGUGGGAAAAUUGCGUUGUUUCGCAAAUACAGAAAAGGGGAUAUAUACUAAGCAUCCCAAGCAUUUUAGAAAAACUAAACAAUUUCCAUGAGGAAAAUAAUAUAAACUGUAUAGGAACAAAUAUAGAUUAUGACGUUAACAAAUAUAAUAGCAUAUCCAUUGAAACGUUUGAUGUUGAUGACCUUGCUUCAUAA